AUGACGAAAGAGACCAAAACCAACAAGAGAACCCAUCAGUGUGAAGGUGCUAAGGAGGAGGAGCACCAUGUCGAUCAGCCCAUGCAGAAUGAGAGCCAUCAUCAGGCAGUGGCAACUCGUGAUGAGGCAAAGCACCAGCACCAAGAAGUAAAGGACACUGAUGAGACAUCUAGCCACCAUGGCGACGAAUCGAGACACGAGUACCAGUGCUAUCAGAAGGAUAGGAUAAUACGCAGCGGUUUAGCUGGAGGCAGUACAGACGAUUCAAAGGACACCAAUGUUGAGACAUCUGGCCACCAUGACCACGAGUCAAGACUGAAGUACCACUACGAUCAGAGGGAACGGAUAGUACGCCAUGUUCUAGGUGAGGACGUUGAAGAUGAUUCAACUUUUCACGGAGCUGUUGAAAAAAAUUUGAUUGGAGAAGGACGAAAAGAAGGAGCCAAACACGAGUGUCAACGGGUAUUGGUGGGCAAUGAAUGGCAACAGCCAGAAGACAAAUCAGGAGGCCACGCUCAAGCACAACAGCGUCAACGACAGCCAAAAAUGGUCCCACAAGUCGGGGCCUUUGCCGUGGAAGGAAUCGGGGUGGUUGAAGACAGUCCUCUUUGGAACGAAGUGGUAAGCGGUGAAAUGGACAACAACAGUGACGAUGACGGCGGUGAAGCAGUAAUCGAUGAAGCUUUUCUUGUUGAUAAUGAUCAAUCUAUUGAAGAUCAAAGUGUCUUCAUGGAAGAAGGGACAAGCCAUAAAGGCAACAAAGAAGAAGAAGAAGUGAUUGAAGGGAAAAUCAUGCCCCACAGUGAUGAGCGGGGGCAAGGAAAUGUUUAUCCCUGGUUAGGCUUGGCCUUCCUGGCUGUGACCGGUUUGGUGGCUUUUCUUGCCUUAUACCUUCCCUUGACUUCCAACUCAUCGAGUGUUGGUAGCAAUAUGCGUCAGACUGUUCAUAAUGCAGUCAAUAACUCUCCCAUCAUAUAUCCACCCUUUCAGGAUGAUUUGCUCACAAGCACACUAAAGGCCAUUCUCAACACAUCCACCCCCGAGUAUCUUGCCAAUGCCUGGAUGUGGAACGACCCUCAUCUUGACAGCUACUCUCAUGAAAGACAACAUCAAAGGUUUGAUUUGGCAUACUGUUACUACAUGACAAAUGGUCACAACUGGUCUAGAAAUGACCACUGGCUCAGCUAUGAUGUCAACGAAUGUGAUUGGUUCACACAGGCCCACAACGAGAGCAUUCUACACUAUGACAACUAUCCCAUCUGUGAUGAGAACAACACUCUCCUCAUUCUCAACCUAAACUCAAACAAUCUGCAGGGGACCCUGCCAGUAGUCAACCGAUUCCUACCAAAUAUUCUGACACUGGAUAUUGGGAACAACCAGUUGCAUGGAGCUGUUCCAACGGGGGCUGCUUCAACCAAUGAAGUCCUUGAGGUGUUCAUUGUAUCCAACAACUACUUUGAAGGUCAGUUGAUUUCCAGUGGUGGCUUCAAACCGUUUGGGAUACGAAUCGUCAAGAUGGAGGGCAACUUUCUGCUUGGAUACAUCGAUCCCCUCCACAAGUAUAUGACCAAGUUGGAAAUUCUGAAUGCUUCCAGCAAUCUCUUUGGGCUCUUUGGUGCCAAGCUAGCAGAGACACUUGUCAGUAAGAGUCUCUACUACUAUGGGGGUGCGGAUUGUCUUUUUACCGGAACCAUCCCAAGCACAGUGGGAUUGCUCCCAGCUUUGGAAACCAUUGAUGUCCAUGGCAAUGCUGGUUUGUUUGGUCCGAUACCCACAGAGCUUGGUGAGUUGACCAACCUGGCUCUACUGGAUGUGUCCUAUACAAACAUUUCUGGACCAGUCCCUACAAAACUCUGUGAACGAGUUGAAACUGGCUUGCUGGAGAUUCGGGCCAACUGCAGCCUUGUAGACUGCUGCUCUGUGAACUCCACCCUACCAAAUAGAUCCUAG
Molecule: messenger RNA, 1950 nt
Organism: Seminavis robusta
Lineage: Eukaryota; Bacillariophyta; Bacillariophyceae; Naviculales; Naviculaceae
Source: the annotation of a GenBank genome assembly